Messenger RNA from Solanum dulcamara, 406 nucleotides. RefSeq lists its product as uncharacterized. The transcript has a single exon. The record is from RefSeq and is a predicted model, not a curated record. Gene Ontology annotation, molecular function: polyubiquitin modification-dependent protein binding; proteasome binding; ubiquitin binding. Bases 1 to 369 code for a protein of 122 amino acids. Lineage: Eukaryota; Viridiplantae; Streptophyta; Magnoliopsida; Solanales; Solanaceae. Gene Ontology annotation, biological process: proteasome-mediated ubiquitin-dependent protein catabolic process. Gene Ontology annotation, cellular component: cytosol; nucleoplasm.
AUGAAUUUAGUGAUAGAAAUAUUAACAGGGACAUUAUUUCACAUUCGAGUAACCGAAGAUAUAAGUGUUGCAGAUUUGAAAAGAGAAAUAAGCAAUCAAGAAAAACUUCCGGAGAAUCGUUUGAUUCUCAUGUUGGAUACUGGUGAUGGAGAUUCGAUCAUGUUCAAUGACGAUGAAAUUCCCCUUGCGGAGUAUGGAGUAAAAGAUGGAUCUCAUUUUUACUUGUUUUUUAAGCUUCCGAAUAAUAAUAAUAACAAUAAUAAUGGUGAUGGUGAUAAUGUCAGUAUCGUCAAUCCCGAGACUCCGGUUUCUCAAGGCCAUUCUGUUGCUUCUGCUGCAAAAUGGAUAGAGGCAGAUUCAGAAUUUUAAGUCACAGAGUAAUAGUACCUUUUUUUCGGUCAAUAAG